Linum trigynum is the source of this 300-nucleotide messenger RNA. Lineage: Eukaryota; Viridiplantae; Streptophyta; Magnoliopsida; Malpighiales; Linaceae. The record is from the annotation of a GenBank genome assembly.
AUGAACCUGCAAAACCAGCAAACGGAGACUCAAGAUCUUUAUGGAUUCCCCAAAACCAGAAAACCAAAAGAAGUCGCCAUUCGCCUCUGUUCGUCUUUCGCCUCUUCGUCUCUGUUCGUCUACAGGAGAAGGAGCAGCAGAGCAAUUCAACAUCGUGUGGUAGCAAAUCUCAGCUCUUCCUUCUCCAUCGUCAUCUCCUCGAACAGAUGCGAGAGGUCUUUGAUUUCUCUAUUCCCCCGCUGGUGGAAGAUUUGGAGUCGUCUUCUCUCUUUCUCUCUGUUCGUCGUCGCCACCGGCUAA